AUGGCAGUUGCUAUUCAAUCAGCCCCUAUCAGCCUCGAGGCUAUGUCUGACAACAUCGACGCUGUCAACAUCCACAAGACGGAUCUGAAGCAAGACAAAGGUCUCUAUGAAGAAUCCGAAUUCGACAAAGCCAAAGAUAAACAAGGGUUCCGUCAGUUCGAGGAUGCUUGUGAUCAAGUGAAGAAUUUCUAUGCCCAGCAGCACACUCUCCAAACUGUGGCAUACAACCUGAAAGCACGCAACGAUUUCAAGAACAAGACUCGUGCCCAUAUGACAGUCUGGGAAGCAAUGGAAAAGUUGAACACCUUCAUCGACGAAUGUGAUCCCGAUACCUCUGAGUCUCAGAUGACGCACCUGCUGCAAUCUGCCGAGGCGAUUCGCAACGAAGGAAAGCCCCGAUGGAUGCAGCUUGUGGGGUUGAUUCACGAUCUUGGAAAGCUGCUGUUCUUCUUCGGGGCUAAAGGACAAUGGGACGUUGUUGGCGACACCUUCGCGGUCGGUUGCGCCUUUGAUGACAGGAUCAUUUUCGGCAACAAGUCGUUCAAAGACAAUGAGGACUAUAACAACGAGGUGUAUAGCUCCAAAUAUGGAAUUUACUCUCCUGGUUGUGGAUUGGAGAAUGUCAUGAUCUGCUGGGGCCACGAUGAAUAUCUUUAUCACAUCGUGAAGGAUCAAUCUACAAUCCCGGAAGAAGGCCUGGCAAUGAUCCGCUACCACUCUUUCUACCCCUGGCACCGAGAGGGAGCCUAUCGUGAGUUCAUGAAUGAGCAUGACCACAAGAUGUUGGAAGCGGUCAAGGCAUUCAACCCGUACGACUUGUACAGCAAGAGUGAUGAGCUCCCUGACCCUGAGAAGUUGAAGCCUUACUAUACGGAGCUGAUCGACGAGUUCUUCCCCACCAAAGUCAUCAGAUGGUAG
Penicillium salamii is the source of this 918-nucleotide messenger RNA. NCBI's taxonomy places the organism in Eukaryota, Fungi, Ascomycota, Eurotiomycetes, Eurotiales, Aspergillaceae. The record is from the annotation of a GenBank genome assembly.